Parastagonospora nodorum SN15 is the source of this 1923-nucleotide messenger RNA. RefSeq lists its product as hypothetical. The transcript is spliced from 4 exons. The record is from RefSeq and is a predicted model, not a curated record. Gene Ontology annotation, molecular function: protein binding. Lineage: Eukaryota; Fungi; Ascomycota; Dothideomycetes; Pleosporales; Phaeosphaeriaceae. Bases 1 to 1923 code for a protein of 640 amino acids. Gene Ontology annotation, biological process: cell division. Gene Ontology annotation, cellular component: anaphase-promoting complex.
AUGAGCUCCCUCUCUCCGGCCGACGAGGCGCAAUUGAAGGCACAGCUGCAAGACGCGGUUGUCGCGUGCACCGAGCGCUGCCUGUACCACUCGGCGAAAUGGUGCGUCGAUGACAGGGCAAUUGAUGGAGCUGAACUGCUCAACUCGCUGCCCGCCUCCGAGGAUGACGCCUCUGACACUGACGUCGACUCGCCCAUGUCAGAGGCUCUUCCACCACACACGCCGAACCCUGCCCCCAAAGACGCCAUUGAGCAGCGGCUCGAGGCUCGAGAGGCGCACAAAUAUCUCCUUGCGAAGACGUACUUUGACUGCCGGGAAUACGAUCGAUGCGCCGCCGUCUUCCUCCCUGGCCCUCUCCCCAAGGCCCAUGCCCACGCAACACCAACAUCUCCCCUCGCCAAGAACAAGCAUGCCGCGAAAGGAAAGGCAAAGACGGGUACCCCCACCAAGACCAAGUUUCAGUCUGAGUCGGUCGCUGGACUGAGCCAGAAGUCACUGUUCCUUGCACUCUACGCCAAAUACAUCGCCGGCGAGAAGCGCAUGAACGAGGACAGCGAGAUGAUACUGGGCCCGCAGGACGGCGGUGUCACGCUGAACAAGGAGCUGCCGGGCAUAUCGGCGAUCCUCGAGGAAUGGUUCAAGGCUCUACCCGCCAGCGGACGGCAACCCCAGGGCUGGCUCGAGUACCUCUACGGCAUCGUCCUCGCAAAGGGCAAGAACGAGAAGCUGGGCCAAGGACUUCCUCAUCCAGAGCAUCCAUCAGAGUUGAUGGCUCUGCUACACACGAUCGAAGACCUCGGCGAGGUAGUUCCCUUGCUACCGCAGAAUCUCAUGGCUUUCAUCUUCCAUGUGCACGCCUCGCAGGAGCUGUACGCCGUCACCGACUCGGUCCACACACAGCUGUCCCAGAUUCUGUCCAUCUUCCCUGAACGUGCUCUGCUGCACUACCACAACAAGGACUUCGACGAUGCCGAGCAGAUAUUCUCCGACCUGCUCAUCUCCGAUCCGCACCGCGUCGACCAUCUCGACAAUUACUCCAACAUCCUCUAUGUCAUGGGCAUGCGGCCGAAGCUUGCCUUCUUGGCCCAACUCGCGACGUCGACCGACAAGUUCCGCCCCGAAACGUGCUGUGUUGUUGGCAACUACUACUCGCUCAAGUCCGAGCAUGAAAAGGCCGUCAUGUACUUUCGCCGAGCCUUAACGUUGGAUCGCACAUUCCUCUCUGCCUGGACGCUGAUGGGCCACGAGUUUGUCGAGAUGAAGAACACACAUGCGGCCAUCGAAUCGUACCGGCGGGCCGUGGACGUAAACCGCAGAGACUACCGCGCAUGGUACGGACUUGGCCAGACAUACGAGGUUAUGGAGAUGCAUUCAUACGCACUCUUCUACCAUCAGCGCGCAGCUGCUCUCCGACCCUACGACCCCAAACUCUGGAUGGCUGUUGGACAGUGCUUUGGCAAGGUCGGCAAGAACAUGAACGGAAUUCGGGCAUACAAGCGUGCGCUGGUUGCCGGCUCCUAUUACGACCACGGCGUGGGUUCGUCCUUUGGCAGCGGCGAAGUCUCCGGUCUCGGCGGUGGCGUUCUCGAUCCAGAAGUGCUGUACCAAAUCGCGCUACUCUACGAGCGCAUACACAACAUGGCCGAAUGCGCGUCGUACAUGGAGCUUGUGCUCGCGCAGGAAGACGGCCCAGAGUACGACGAGGUUGGGUCUGAGGGUACUGGUGGUGUUGGUGUGACAGCAACCACGAGCAAAGCUAGGCUGUGGCUUGCAAGAUGGGAAUAUAUGCGUGGUAUGUAUCAGCGAGCCAUGGAGCUGGCAAAUGAAUUGUGCCAGGACGGCGUGGAGGUGGAAGAUGCAAAGGCGCUUGUACGGGACAUUAGGGCGAGGCAAGACAGCCAACGAGGUGAUGCGGGUGCUUGA